Molecule: messenger RNA, 1638 nt
Organism: Protobothrops mucrosquamatus (brown spotted pit viper)
Lineage: Eukaryota; Metazoa; Chordata; Lepidosauria; Squamata; Viperidae
Gene: TMEM248
Product: transmembrane protein 248
Exons: 8
Coding region: 290-1234 (314 amino acids)
Source: RefSeq, a predicted model, not a curated record
UAGGCAGGACUGCUCGCAGGCCUCGCGGCGCUUCCGCUAUUAGGGCGACCAUACGGCAAGGAUAAAGAGAUGCGGCAGCCUCCGCGCUGAGCUCGGCGCAGCCCCAGGCCUGGAUUUCAGGAGCCCGUGCGUCAGGAACGGAGGAGGAAUUGCUUCCCUCGGUUCUCGGAAGCUUCUUCAAAUGGUGCUGCAGGCUUAGGUUCUUUUCCAUGGGCGUUGGGCCAGCCAGACUUGAGAUGAAAAUCUUUCUGCAACAGAAGACUUGGGUUUGGUGGGCCUGAUCAGAAUAAUGUUCAACAUAAAUCCUCUGGAGAACCUCAGGGUUUUCAUCAGCAGCCGCCCGCCUCUUGUGGUGUUCAUGAUCAGUGUCAGUGCAAUGGCCAUCGCCUUUCUGACUCUGGGUUAUUUCUUUAAGAUCAAAGAGAUCAAGUCCCCUGAAAUGACAGAGGAUUGGAACACUUUCCUUCUGCGAUUUAAUGAUUUGGAUUUCUGUAUUUCGGAGAAUGAAACAUUAAAGCACCUCAUAAAUGACACCACAACUCCAGAGAAUGCCAUGACCAGCAGCCAAGCUCGACCUUCCACGCCAUCACCACAAACACUUGAAGAUUCUGGUCCUGUCAAUACUUCCGUUGCCAUCACUUUGACACUGGACCCCCUCAGACCCUUUGGUGGCAUUUCCCGGAAUGUCACAAGUUUAUCUUCUACCAUUUUUGGUCACCAAAUUGGACUUUCAGGCAGAGAAGCUCAUGAGGAAAUCAACAUCACAUUCACCCUACCUACUGCCUGGAAUUCAGAUGACUGUGCUCUGCAUGGCCGCUGUGACCAAGUGGUCUUCACGACUUGCAUGACCGUGACAGCCGCUGCAUCAGUUUUUCCAGUCACAGUUCAGCCACCUCACUGUAUUCCGGAAACAUACAUUAACGCAACCUUCUGGUACAAGAUCGUCACAACUGCAAGGGACUCCAACACAAAAUAUGCCCAAGACUACAACCCUUUCUGGUGUUACAAGGGAGCCAUUGGGAAAGUCUAUCAUGCAUUAAAUCCCAAAUUGACGGUUAUUGUUCCAGAUGAUGACCGCUCCCUAAUUAAUCUGCAUUUAAUGCACACCAGUUAUUUUCUUUUUGUGAUGGUCAUCACCAUGUUCUGCUAUGCAGUCAUCAGAGGCAGACCAACCAAAUUGCGACAAAGCAACUCAGAGUUCUGUCCUGAAAAGGUUGCUUUCUCAGAAGCAUGAUCCGUUGCCUCCUUCCUCCAAAAGUGACCAAGUCUGCAAUCAUUGCCUGCUGAACCCAGAAGUGGGUCCUGAUUGGUUAUGGAUUUAUCAUGAGACGUUGGAUUAUUCCAACCAAAGACUUUUAAAGUGCCUGUAAUGGUUAUUUAUAUAAAGAGUAUCCUUGGAACAGAUUAUGCCAGCGCAGCUAAGAUUAAUGGGAGCCCUUUUCUGUUUUCAUUGGAAUGUUUUGUGUCUGUGUGACUCUGCAGCAGAAGGAUUGGAAAGAUGUCUUACUGCAUUGGGACAGUAUAGAUGCCUUUGCGGGUGUCUAAAACAAAGCACCUUAUUUCUCCCAGUGAUCUCUUCAGCGUUCCAGACAGUACAAUUCCAAAGUCACUGAUGUGUUCCACUGAAGUGUGUGUGUA